This is a messenger RNA of Daldinia vernicosa, 2319 nucleotides long. RefSeq names its product guanine nucleotide exchange factor. The coding region runs from base 401 to 1825 and encodes 474 amino acids. Lineage: Eukaryota; Fungi; Ascomycota; Sordariomycetes; Xylariales; Hypoxylaceae. The record is from RefSeq and is a predicted model, not a curated record. Gene Ontology annotation, cellular component: cytoplasm. Gene Ontology annotation, molecular function: G-protein alpha-subunit binding; guanyl-nucleotide exchange factor activity. Gene Ontology annotation, biological process: G protein-coupled receptor signaling pathway. The transcript has 6 exons.
GCUACGAAGUACUCAAAGUUUGUUCUAACAUGCGACACAUGCGACACAUGCGAUAUCCCUGCUGCGUCAUACUUAACUCUAUUAACAACAUUAUUAACAGAUAUUCUUUUAUUUCACGAUUGCGUAUCUUAAUAUUAGCCUUCGCAUAAGGAAACAGCUUCGUGCCAUACCUUCCUCGAAACCCUUCCAACUCAUUUACUCUCUACCUACGCUCUACUCUGAUACCGAAGGUAAAGAAAAUACAUAUCAUAGCCUUUCAAUACGAAUUUCGUGCUUGGGAUAGCUUCAUAUAGCAUCCCAACUUGACUCUCGUCGACCCCUAUCCAAGUCCAUCUGGCCGGUAUCUCCAUCAUCUCGUAACCGGUGAGGCGAUUCAGAGGAUUCUCCGGUCCAUCCUCAAAUGUCUCAACCUAGCCAGCAGGUACUUGCGGCCGCUGCCCUUAGAGGGCCUGCAAAGCUGGCCGCAGUCACAAGUUUGAUGGAAAAACUGUCACAAGAUCUGGUUUCCGCCAGCCUAUCCUCUCAACAACGCGACUCUGCCUUAGAAGAACUCAAGAUAUACGGAAGAGAUCCUCAGAAUGCAGAUCCCAUAUUUACAAAAGAGGGCAUAGAGACGCUUGCCCGACAUGCAUUCAAUAGUCCAUCCAGCACUACAUCCAGGAAUGCUUUGCGAGUUCUCUGCAAUGCGCUACUCCUGAAGCCAGAGACUCGUCAGGUUUUCGUCGACCUUGGAUACGAGGGCAAAUUAUGUGACAAAUUGCAGAGUGAUAGUCGCGAUGACGAAUUUCUAGUUUCCAGGAUACUCUUUCUAACGACUUAUGGCACGGACACGGACUUGACUGAGCUCAUUGAUAAGCAUCAUCUUGCAGAUGCUAUCAAUAAGAAUCUUGAGCGGCAUGCAAAGCGUCGCACCACUGGAAGCCCGGUGACGGACCCCAUGGAAGACAUGGCGCUCACGGAGACGCUCAAGCUCCUCUUUAAUAUUACCCACCAUUGCAAGGACCGAGUUUCCUCAUUUACCUCAGCUAUACCCCACAUCGUUACCUUAUUAUGCAAAGGUUCAUUUCAAGUUCAGAAACCGUUGGACCCCCCUAUCGGCCAAUUAGUCCAUGCCCUCCUUAACCUAGACCUUGCCGCCAAAGAGGUUCAGGCAUUUCUCUUCCCCGAAAACGAUCCUAGUGCUCUAUCUAACCGUCUGAUCGAUCUACUAUCCGCUUCGACCACUGCGUAUGAAAAUGAGGACCUAGAGCCGUUGAUUACGCCCUUAGUUAGCGUGAUCCGUGGGAUUCACGAACACGCCUCUGCGGACGUAAAGAAGUCUAUACGCACUAGGCUUUUGCCAACCGAAGACGACAGGGCUGAAGUACUCGGCCGGACUAGUACCCUGCCUUCUUGGCUAUUGAAGAAUUCGACGAAUCCUUUAACACCUUCGCUGAGAGAGGUAAUAUCUAAUUUAUUGUUUGAUAUGUCUGACAGAGAUGCAUCAAAGUUUGUCGAGAACGUGGGCUAUGGCUUCGCCUCCGGUUUCCUAUUCAGCAGGAACUUGCCGGUUCCUGAUAACGCCUCAGAAGCGUUCAGCACUGCCACGGGUGGACCUGAUAGACCCGUCAACCCCAUCACGGGCCAGUUCCUAGAUGCCGAAAGACAGCCCGAGGGGCCCGAGAUGACCGACGCCGAGAAGGAAAGGGAGGCAGAACGGUUGUUCGUCUUGUUUGAAAGGCUGAGAGCGAAUGGUGUUAUUUCUGCUGAGAAUCCAGUGCGAACAGCUGUCCAGGAGGGCCGAUUUGAAGAGCUGCCUGAUGAUUACAAGGAGGAUUCUGAUUGACCUGGUCUUCAGGAAACCCCAAAGCUGGGUCUCAAUAAUUUGCUUACAACGUAUCAUAUCCGAUACAUAUUGAGACGCGAUUACGCUCCAAGUCUGAUGAAAUCGGGAAUGUAUAGUUUGGCGUAUUUGCGUGUAUAUUAGGUAGCCUACGGUGGCCAUGUCGAUAUUAGGACGUGAUUCAAGCUUAUGCUGCUGGCAUUAAGAUUUCAGAUGGUGCACACAAAAUGGAAGAUGCUCUCGGUAUACGAAAUCGCCAGCCUCAGUACUUCAGCCUUGGUUUAUAGUUCCUUGCGGAACAAGUUGGUUGUUUCCACGCCUUCUAGGCCCACAUCGUGAAAGUUGUAUAUAUGUAUAUGUUACUAGGUGGAACCAAGCAGCAUGGAAAUAACUUUGGCAUUCCGCAAGAAACUCUUAACCUACCUAACUAUGAGGGCCUGUGACUAUACAUAGGUACUAAAUAUGCCCUUUGUUCCAAAGGUCCCAUAAUAUACGAG